Rana temporaria (common frog) is the source of this 1771-nucleotide messenger RNA. RefSeq names its product IQ motif containing D (gene DRC10). Lineage: Eukaryota; Metazoa; Chordata; Amphibia; Anura; Ranidae. Gene Ontology annotation, molecular function: protein binding. The record is from RefSeq and is a predicted model, not a curated record. The coding region runs from base 210 to 1565 and encodes 451 amino acids. The transcript has 5 exons.
CUUCUAUCAUUGGUUGGGCAGGACAUGAGUGCUCACAUGAUUGGUCUCCAUAGCAAUUGUACACUAAGAAGGUACACAGGGAAACAGAAGGAGCCAGCAUCAGAGGGUCCUUGGCUGCCAUCGCCAGCUGCAAUUAAAAACUGUUAAGCAGAAACAGCUUAUGAAUCGCUGAAACAUUUUGCUGAAUAAGACCUCAGUGUUCAUCAAACAUGGCAUCAGAGGUCCUCCCCGUGUCCCAGCUGCCAAUGCGGGCCUCACCUCAGCAGUCACAUUCCCCAUUUAACAAUGGACAGAGGGUCUUGAAACCAGGUCAGAAGAAUCGCCCAAGUCUUGACUGUAUGAAGAUGCUAGAACCUGGCCGAAAAAAACUAAGCUCGGUGGAAACCCAGAGGGUGGUGGCAGCACUUGAUGAGACAAUCAAGAAGCUUGAACUUGUCAGUCUUUUCCAGUAUUCCAUUGAAAACCUGGAGAGAUAUAGCAUAGUGUUUGGCUCUGAGCUGACGGGAGCUUUGAGGGAGCACCACAGACUACAAAUUAACAUGCAGAGACAACUUAGUCACUCGAGUAAAGAAUUAACGGAAGAAAAGGGACAGCAAGGAUCGUUGUGGGGAAAAACAAAUAUGGCGGAUACGGCUCACAUGAAUUUUACAACACUUCGUCAAGGAGUUCAAAGUUCAGUAAGAAACGUCUUGAGGUUGUUCUUGGCUAACCCUACUGCCAGUAAAGCAGUGAGAUCCGAAGGGCAAGUAAGAGAUCAGGCCUCCCAGAAACUCAUCCAAAGCCUUUCAGAGUUGAGAGGAUUUCUUUUUGAGAUGCUCCUGACCAGCCCUCUUGAACAGAAGGAGAGGAUUCGCUUCCUCCAGGAGAUCACUCUCAGUGACCAUAAGAACAGGGAGGCUUUGUCAGCUUUAGAAGAGGAGCUUAAUGCAGCUAUUCUUGAUCGUGACACUGAGAUUGCAAAGGAAAAUGAGGUUAUCCGGCAGUUGAAGAUCAGUAUACAUCAGCUGGAGAAAAAUUCGGAGUGCCAAGCGAGACGUACACUGCAAGAGGCAGAGAAACAGCAGAAGUCAGACCGCCGCGCCUCGGAAGGGAAGUGUGCAAAGCUCCAGCAGGACCUUCAGCAACUAAGAUCACAGCUUAAUGGUGCAAUUGUUGAAAACCGUGAGGUUGAGCUAAGCCUCAGAAAGAAAAAGUAUAAAGUUGAAACAGAAAUUGAAAACUGGAUACAGAAAUAUGAUGCAGAUAUGGGAGAGAAACAAACUGAGCUGGAAGAAAUAGAAGCUGUGUAUGAAGAGGAAAAGGCUCAACUGGCAGAACUAAAGGAGAAGCUGUCAGUCUUCGAGGUUGAAUAUGUGCAGAUUAUGGAAGAAAGACAUCAAGCCCAAAUAAAGAAGGAAGCUGAAGAAAAGGAAUUGGCCAAGAGGAACCAAGCAGCCGCCUUCAUUCAGGCACACUGGAAAGGGUAUCGGGUCCGCAAAGCAAUGAAAUCCAAGAAAAAGAAGAAGAAAAAGGGAAAGGGGAAGGGAGCUAGUGGUAAAGGGAAAGGCAAGAAAGGCAAAAAGUAGUGCAUACUACAUAGUAUUACAACAUGAAUGUGUCUCUUAAGUUUCAACUAUGCUCUUUUAUCUCUACCAGUCAUUCAGUUAUAGAGCUUAUUAUACCAUGUGAUUCCUGUUUGCAGGAACAGUGGUUAAAUUCAGAAAAAGUAAAAACAAAAAACAAUAUCCACUAUAUCCUUAAAAACAAUAAAUCUGUUGAAAAUGCUUGUUAA